Messenger RNA from Mangifera indica (mango), 3361 nucleotides. RefSeq names its product protein DETOXIFICATION 14-like. The record is from RefSeq and is a predicted model, not a curated record. Gene Ontology annotation, cellular component: membrane. Lineage: Eukaryota; Viridiplantae; Streptophyta; Magnoliopsida; Sapindales; Anacardiaceae. Gene Ontology annotation, molecular function: xenobiotic transmembrane transporter activity; antiporter activity. Gene Ontology annotation, biological process: xenobiotic detoxification by transmembrane export across the plasma membrane. The coding region runs from base 466 to 1950 and encodes 494 amino acids. The transcript is spliced from 7 exons.
CAUCAUUGAUUUCAGCCACUUCUUUUAUGUUCCUUUGAUCCUCUUCUUCCUCUCGAUCAAUUUUUUAUUUAGUUCAAUCAAUGAAUCGAUCAAUCGAAGAUUAUCAUUAACAAAAAUUCUCAUCACCAUAAAAGAGAUAGUGGUAGGGGUUGACACUGAAAAGAUUAUGGUGAUAGUGACGAUUAAGGUUUCCAAAAGAUUUCAAGAUUUAAAUUUUGAGUUUUAAAAUUUUUUUAAGAGUUAAAGAGUUCGUUUAAAACAUUAGGGUCUGAUAUGUAAAAGAUUUAUUUUUUAUUUUUUAAAAAAUUAAUAUAUUAUAAAAUUAUAAUUUUAACCUUAAACUAUUACUAAAGUCGGUACAUUGUCUCUUGUCUCUAGCCUGUCAUAAUGGCCGCUAAAUAACAUAAUGUUUCAUAAAUUUUCUACCAAAGCUCGUGUAAAGAGAGAAAUUUGCACAGAGAAAAAAUGGACAAGGGCUUGUUGGAUAGAGAGGGAGAAGAAGAAAGAAGAGAAGCAAUUUCAAGUCCUGGAAAUGGAAGAAAUAAUAUUGGAGUGGGUGAAUAUGUUGAAGAAGUGAAGAAGCUGAGCUGCAUAGCAGGUCCCAUGGUGGCUGUGAACUUGUCUCAGUACUUUCUGCAAGUCAUCUCGUUGAUGAUGGUGGGACAUCUCGGUGAGCUCUUCCUCUCCAGCACCGCCAUAGCCAUCUCCUUCUGCGCUGUCACCGGCUUCAGCCUCCUUUUUGGAAUGUCAACUGCAAUGGAAACUAUAUGUGGGCAAGGAUUUGGAGCUCAGCAAUACAGAAAACUUGGGAUCCAAACUCAGACUGCCAUGUUUUGCCUGAUUCUGGUUUGUUUCCCAGUGACUUUACUGUGGAUUAACAUGGGGAAACUUCUGGUUUUAAUGGGACAGGACCCUCUAAUUUCAGCUGAAUCUGGUAAAUUUACAGUGUGGCUUCUUCCUGCACUUUUUGGCUAUGCAGUUCUUCAGCCUCUUGUUAGAUACUUUCAAGUGCAAAGCUUGAUCUCCCCCUUGUUCAUGAGCUCUUGUGCCACCAUUUGCUUCCACAUUUUUAUCUCUUGGGCUCUCAUUUUAGAGCUUGAGAUGAAGAACAUUGGGGCUGCCAUCGCGAUUGGGAUGUCAUUUUGGUUUAAUGUUUUGUUACUUGGAUUGUACAUGGUGUACUCUUCAAGCUGUGAGAAAACCAGGGUGCCUGUGUCAGUGGAGAUGUUCAGAGGAAUAGGAGAGUUCUUUCGCCUUGCCAUUCCUUCUGCAUUUAUGGUCUGCCUUGAAUGGUGGUCUUUUGAGUUUCUCACCUUGCUGUCAGGGCUUUUACCAAAUCCAAAGCUUGAAAGUUCAGUCUUAUCAGUGUGUUUAGAAACAAUCACAACACUUUUUACAAUACCUGACGGGAUCGGUAUCGCAGCAAGCACCAGAGUUUCAAAUGCAUUAGGAGCUGGAAAUCCAGAAGCAGCUCGCAUUGCUGUGCGCACUGCAGUAUUUCUUACAGUCUUAGAGACAGUCUUAGUAAGCUCAGUUCUGUAUGCAAGCAAGCAUAUUGUUGGUUACCUUUUCAGCAAUGACAAGGAAGUUGUGGAAUAUGUCACAACUAUGUCUCCUCUGAUAUGUCUGUGUGUAAUGUUAAACGGCUUCCAAGCAGUUCUUUCUGGCAUUGCCCGGGGCUGUGGGUGGCAGGACUUGGGGGCCUAUGUCAACCUUAUUGCAUACUAUCUUUGUGGGAUCCCAGUUGCUGCAAUUUUAGGCUUCUGGUUACAACUGAGAGGGCAAGGACUCUGGAUUGGCAUUCAAGUUGGAGCUUUUGUGCAGAGUGUUUUACUUGCUAUCUUAACAAGCUGUCAAAAUUGGAAAAAACAGGCCAUUAAAGCAAGAGAGAGGAUAUUUGAGGGAAGAUCUUCUUCUUCAGCUGACAAUGAACAAUUUUAUGUGAAUUAGCAGACCAUAUAAGAUAUAAAAUACCAAUAUAACCUCUAAAAUUUUAUAUUUUUUAAAGUUUUGAACAUAUAAAAUAUCAGUGUAACUUCUAAAAUUUUACAUUGCCUUCUUAAAUUUUAUUAUUUCUUAUUGACCAUUUAUAUUUUACUUUUAUUCUACUUAACCUCCUAUGUUUUAUUUCUAGAUCCACGACCUCUUAUGUUUUAUUUUUGGAUCCACGACCACUCAUAUUGCAGGUGACUAUGGAGAGGGAAAGGGUUUUUCAUGGAAGAUUUUCACCAGAAAAUGGUUUAAACUUGACUGAUUAAAGAAAUUUGACAGACUGAAUUGUUGUGCUAUGCUUGAUAGAGACAGAUUACUCAAAACAAAUAGCCUAGUAUCUCUUUUGGCAACAUAACUUCUCUAACCUGCAGAAUUUUGUAACAUUCACAAACUUAAUUUACCAAGCAUACGGUUAUACACAGUUAGUUUCAUCCACUCCAGAAAGAUUGUUGAGUCUCAAGUUUGGCUAGAUUUGAUCCGGGUCAAGUCUGUACACGGCCCAACUCAAGAACAGCUCAAAAUUGACAAACUAGGAAUGAGAAGAUCAACAUCAAGAGGAGCUAAAAAUUACGAGAUCGGAGUUGGGGGGAAGUUGUUGGAAAGAAGAUCAGCAGCAAAGAGAUAAAUCAAACAUUGGUCUGUAGCUAAGACUUUUGUGACCUCUCACCUGGUUUUUAUACUCGUGGAAAAUUUUCACUUUGAUCCUAAAACAAUUCUAUGAAUGCUUUAGUAAGUGGCAGGUUCUAAUGAUGCUUCUACUAAUGCAGACACCAGAGAUCAAGACAAUGAAAUUUCCAGUUUGGGCGAAUUAGGAAAUGACUUAUCACCCAAAGAGAUGAAAGUAGUUGAACUGGCAAUUGGUAUUGUGUCUGAGACACUUGUUGUCGUCAAGGAACUAAUCCGCAUGAUCACUGGUUUGCUGAAGCUGGAGAAUCCAGACAUUAAUGGUAAGCUUGUGGAUUCCUUGGAAAAAUUAUUGAAAUAAUGUCAAGGAUUUGGAGUACAGAUUGAUGAACUUGGAGCUUGUCUUUACCCCCACAAGAGGUUUCAGCUAUGAAGACUGUUGGAGAAAAUAUCUAGCUUUACUGACAAACUUCAGACAGAAGUAGAAAGUUUUAAGAGUUCUUUCUAAGUUUUUGUUCAGGUAUGCAAUGGUUCAAGGAAUUCAUUGAAACAAAUGGACUCCAAACUAGAUUGCUCAAGUACACCUGAUUUAGAAGUUAAAAUGCAGAAUGUGUCUGAGCAAAUUAGAGAGAGUGGGAGAGAAACAAGCCAAUGGUUUCUAUUGUAAUUACCAGUUCUGACUCUUCUGAGUUUCGCUAUAUAGAACAGCUUCAUUUUCUAUAAUAUUAGAUGCAAAAAUUCAAUC